AUGGCAAUCUUACCAGAACACCAUCCGUCCCCAGAGUCUGACCCUCUUCUUCAUGAUAAUCGGGACAUCGCAGCACCUGGGUCUACUUGCCAGACAGGUGAAAUUGAACCCAGAGAUGAGGUUUCUAAAGAGCUUGCGAAUCGGCUCUAUCUCUCGCAUUUUCUAUCAACAUGGAACUCUCGAGUCUUCGAGUUCGGAGCAGUUCUGUACUUGGCAACGAUCUACCCCGGCACAUUAUUGCCCAUGUCGGUCUAUGCCCUUUCUCGUGGUUUGGCAGCGAUCAUUUUGGCUUCCGCGGUGGGCCAUUUCAUUGAUGUGACAAAUCGUCUAAAAGUUGUUCGCUUAUCGAUUGUGUUGCAAAGACUUGCCGUGGCCGCGUCUUGUGCUAUCUUCUAUCUUCUGAAAGUCAAUACCCAAAUUCCUCGGGGAUUGAACAUAUCCCUUCUCGUGGCUUUGGCCUGUUUGGCAUGCAUCGAGAAGCUCUGCUCGAUCAUGAACUUGGUUGCAGUGGAAAGAGACUGGGUUGUGGUGGUUGCUGGAAAUAACCAUGAGAGUCUCAAGACUAUGAAUGCCCAGAUGAGGCGAAUUGAUCUCGUUUGCAAACUGGUAGGGCCUCUUUUCAUUGCAUCUAUGGAUGUAAUCUCGACGGACACUGCCAUUUUAGUCAACUUUGGGAUGAAUCUGUGUUCCGUCGUCAUUGAAUACCAUUCAAUCGCAAAGGUCUAUUACAUGGUGCCUGGGUUGAGAGAAUCCAAGCAACCGGUCGAUCCCAACCCUUCCACUUCCAGGGACGAUGUUGAGCCACAUGGCCUCAAAGCACGCAUAUGGAAGCCCUGCCAAGCCAUAACACGCAAGUCUGCUCAAGACCUCGUUUCCUACGUUGGACAUCCCGUGUUCCUUCCAUCAUUCGCCGGCGCUUUGUUAUAUCUCACUGUCUUAUCAUUUUCCGGCCAAAUGGUCACCUGGCUUUUAUCCGCAGGAUAUGAUUCAGCUUUGAUUGCUGCAACUCGAGCAAUUUCUGUUGCCUGCGAAUUCCUAGCUACAUGGAUUGCUCCCUGGCUGAUGGGAAGAAUUGGGACCACACGCGCUGGACUUUGGCUUGCCAGCUGGCAGAUUGCCUGUCUCGUGGCUGGGAUGACCGUCUUCUGGGAAUUCUUUGAUUUCCCGCUGAUUUCGGCGUCCGGGAUUGUGGGGGGGCACGAUUCUAAGCCGAAUCGGCCUGAGGGGAUUUGA
Molecule: messenger RNA, 1233 nt
Organism: Penicillium brevicompactum
Lineage: Eukaryota; Fungi; Ascomycota; Eurotiomycetes; Eurotiales; Aspergillaceae
Product: putative iron-regulated transporter
Exons: 5
Coding region: 1-1233 (410 amino acids)
Biological process (GO): iron ion transmembrane transport
Cellular component (GO): membrane
Molecular function (GO): iron ion transmembrane transporter activity
Source: RefSeq, a predicted model, not a curated record